GUACAGUGACGGACGUUAGCACAACAUGCGCCAUUGAAAACAAACGUAGCAGAUACGGCGGGGGGACCGAGUUUUUUUUAUGCUAAAUAGUUAGCCGUAUCUUGUCUUUAUUAAACGUGCGACACAUUUAUUUACAAUGGAGAGUAUUUUAGAGCAACAGCGUCGCUAUCACGAAGAGAAAGAGAGGCUCAUGGAUGCUAAAACUAAAGAAAUGUUACAUAAGAAGUCCACGCUGCGGGAACAGAUAAAUUCUGACCAUCGAACAAGAGCAAUGUUGGAUAGGUAUAUGGAAGUGAGCUCAAAUGUCAGAGACUCCUAUGAAGACAAAGAUGGAAUGAGAAAGGAUGAACUUGCUGCAAUCUCGGGACCAAAUGAGUUUGCGGAGUUCUACAACAGACUGAAACAGAUAAAGGAGUUUCACAGAAAGCACCCAAAUGAGAUUUCCAUCCCCAUGUCUGUAGAGUUUGAGGAGCUGAUGAAGGCCAGAGACAACCCCAGCGAGGAGGCUCAGAACCUGGUGGAGUUCUCCGAUGAGGAAGGCUACGGCCGCUACCUCGACCUCCACGACUGCUACCUCAAGUUCAUCAACCUGAAGGGAGCCGAGAAACUCGAGUAUAUCUCGUACCUGUCUUCAUUCGACCAGCUUUUUGACAUCCCCAAGGACAGGAAGAACGCUGAAUACAAAAAGUAUCUGGAGAUGCUGCUGGAGUAUCUGCAGGACUACACGGACCGGGUCAAACCUCUGCUGGACCAGAACGAGCUCUACGGCAAAGUGCUGUCAGACUUUGAAAAGAAAUGGGAGAACGGGACCUUUCCAGGCUGGCCCAAAGAGACGAGUAGUGCUUUGACACACGCUGGCGCUCAUCUGGACCUCUCUGCUUUUUCUUCCUGGGAGGAGUUGGCUUCCUUGGGUCUGGACAGAUUGAAGUCUGCCCUUAUGGCGUUGGGACUGAAAUGUGGAGGGACUCUGGAGGAGAGAGCUCAGAGGCUCUUCAGCACGAAAGGCAAGUCCCUGGAAUCACUGGACCCGUCUCUGUUUGCCAAGAACCCGAAAGCCAAAGGCCCUAAAAAAGACACAGAGCGUAACAAGGAAAUUGGCUUCCUGGAAGCUCAAGUCUAUGAAUAUGUGGAGAUCCUCGGGGAGCAGAGGCAGCUGACUCACGAGAACGUCCAGAGGAAACAGGCCCGGACCGGGGAGGAGCGCGAGGAAGAGGACGAGGAGCAGCUCAGCGAGAGCGAGAGCGAAGACGAUGACAACGAGAUCAUUUACAACCCCAAGAACCUGCCGCUGGGCUGGGAUGGCAAGCCAAUUCCAUACUGGCUCUAUAAACUACACGGGCUGAAUAUCAACUACAACUGUGAGAUCUGUGGGAACUACACUUACAGGGGACCCAAAGCCUUCCAGAGGCACUUUGCCGAGUGGAGGCAUGCUCACGGCAUGCGCUGCGUAUGUAUUUUGAAAAGUUUUUGGAAGUUGCUUUCAAUAACCCUUUUGUGUUUUUGUUUUGUUACUCCAGUGUGGGCCAAGCUGAAGUCCCAGAAGGCAUUAGAGCGGUGGCAGCCCGACACAGAGGAAGAGUACGAGGACUCGAGUGGCAACGUGGUCAACAAGAAGACCUACGAGGAUCUGAAGAGACAAGGCUUGCUGUAGAUUGAGGAGAAUAUGACGAGUCACAAAAAUGUAACGUCUAAUGAGCAUCCUUUAAGAUUUGCUAUAUUUUUUAUCGCCCAUGUUUUUUUUUUUUUUUUAUGUGUAACUAGUAAUGUUUUACAGAAUGCAUCCCACCCUCGUCCCUCCCUUUGAUAACUUUGUAAUGUGGCAACCAUUGAUCCUUAUAAUAAACUUUUGUCACCUUGCUGUU
Perca fluviatilis (European perch) is the source of this 1862-nucleotide messenger RNA. RefSeq names its product splicing factor 3a, subunit 3 (gene sf3a3). The transcript is spliced from 17 exons. Gene Ontology annotation, molecular function: RNA binding; zinc ion binding. The coding region runs from base 137 to 1651 and encodes 504 amino acids. The record is from RefSeq and is a predicted model, not a curated record. Lineage: Eukaryota; Metazoa; Chordata; Actinopteri; Perciformes; Percidae. Gene Ontology annotation, biological process: mRNA splicing, via spliceosome. Gene Ontology annotation, cellular component: nucleus; spliceosomal complex.